Molecule: messenger RNA, 1440 nt
Organism: Lactuca virosa
Lineage: Eukaryota; Viridiplantae; Streptophyta; Magnoliopsida; Asterales; Asteraceae
Source: the annotation of a GenBank genome assembly
AUGGAUUCCAAAUUCCUUCCUUUCGUCCUCCUCUUCCUCCUCCUCCUCCUUUCUUUCUCCAUAAUCUCCGCCGCCAUUCCGGUUCCUGAAGCAGUAAUUUUCGGGCAACACCUCACCUCCGAACCCACCACCACUAACGACUUCCCACCCUCCACUUUCUCUGAAGUAAUGAAACCAAUCCAACUCCCAAACACAAAAGCCUGCUCAACUCUUCUUCUACAACAUGAUUUCGGAAACAGUUAUGGCAGCCCACCAGCUUCCGUCCAAUAUACCCGACCCUCAAAUUGCUCAUCAACCGAUUUUACUAAAAUUGUUCUCGAGUGGAAUGCUACAUGUAAAGGUCGUCAACUCAGUAGGAUUAUUGGGAUUUGGCUAAGCGGUGCUGAGCUGUUCAGAAGCUACACAGCUCAACCUAGAGCCAGAGGGAUUGUUUGGACUGUGAAGAAGGACAUUACUAGGUAUUAUUCAUUGCUUAUGUCCAAUAAAACACAAACCCUCGCUGUUUAUUUGGGAAAUAAGGUUGAUAAUCAUACAAAUGGUGUAUACCAUGUGAAUGUUAGUAUUCAUUAUUAUCCCCCUGAGAAGAAAACCAAAACCAACACGAAAACGACAACUCUACAUGUUAAUUCAGAUCAUGUGUUUAAGGAAUGGGCUGAUUUGAUUAUACCCAUUUCACAAAACUUACCACCAUUGAACGAUGCAUUAUGGCUCAAAAUCUAUUAUUCAAAUGAUGUAAAGACAAAACAAUUUGCGAUUCCCCCAAAUGUAUAUAGGGUUGUUCUUGAAGUGUAUGUUUCAGUUGAUGAAGCCGAUCAGUUGUGGCCUAAAAACUUCCCUAAUGACUAUCUUUCUGCUAAUAAUUUAACUGGGUACCCUGGUAAUGGACCUUUUAGGGAGGUUGUUGUAAGUUUAGAUGGAAAAAUAGUAGGUGCAGUUUGGCCUUUUACUAUAGUUUCCACAGGAGCUAUUAAUCCGUUCUUAUGGAGACCCAUUAGUGGGAUUCGAGCAUUUGAUCUCCCUUCAUAUGAUAUUGAAAUCACUCCGCUUCUUGGAUCGCUUUUAAAUGGAAAACUCCAUGAUAUUGCAUUCAGUGUUACAAAUGCUUUCAAUGUUUGGUUAAUUGAUGCAAAUUUACAUGUAUGGUUGGAUGCAAAGAGUGAAAAGACAAAAGGGAUGCUUUUGAAUCAAACCAUCUCUCCACUUCAUAAUUCUGUCAAUUCCAAUUUCACGGGUUUUGUUGGGACAUUCGUUACUAGUGUCCAGAGGUCAAUAAAGUCAACCGGAUGGGUAGAAACGUCAUUUGGGAAAGUAGUAACCGAGUCAACUCAGGAUUUCAAUUUGAGUAACAUCAUGGUGAUGGGGCAUGAGGGGGGUGCACAAACUGUGAACCAACAAUUGAGUUUAACGACAGUGUGGAUUCCAAGAUGCAGUGGACAAUGA